AUGAACAGGGCAGCAUGUGUUGAGACAUUCGCAAAAACUGGACAAGUGGAAAACGCCAGUGAUGCUGAACAGUGUACCGAAUUUGAAAAUGCAAAUAGAACCACCAGUCUUAGUUCUCCUAUUCCUCUUCCAGCAUAUCCUCGAAGAAUUGCUACUGAGAAUGGAUUAUUCUACCAAAACAUAUUUGAUUCCCCUAAUCUUGGGCUGUCAGCAAGAUAUUUGUCUAAGAGUCACACUCCAACAGCGGGAUCCAUCUUAGCACAGAAAAUGGAAUCUACUCCGGCUUUAGAUUCUAUACAUGAGAACUUUCUUGUUUCAGCCAUUGCAACACAAUCUGCGCCAGCUUCAAGCAUGAAGAGUACUUUUUGUGUAGUUUCAACAUUAACUUUUCUUGGUGCUAUCAAUCUACUUCAACCAUUGAAUGAAAUAAUUAAUCCAAUGGUCUUAAACCCACGACAACAAUUUGUGAUUCAUAUUGGACGAAAGCUUUUUCAGGUUGGCGAUGAUCAGAUGCUAAAAACUGAUGCUUCUGGAAGCAGUAGCGUUGGGACCUUCCUUGGUUGGGCAAUGACAUUUGUAUAUAUGGGUGGAAGACUGCCUCAAAUUUGUCUAAAUAUCAGAAGGGGUCAUGUUGAGGGACUCAAUCCUUUCAUGUUCAUUUUUGCUGUACUUGGGAAUACCACUUAUGUAGCCAGUAUUCUUUUGAUCAGCUUGGAUUGGGCAAAAAUCAAACCAAAUUUGCCAUGGCUUGUAGAUGCUGCAGGUUUAUAUAUUUCCACUUUUGGACCUCCCAUGCCCUGUAGAGUAAAUGCAAAAUCUUGUUUGUGUACUGAGGAAGAAACAAGGAUUAUCAGUCUUGCAAUCUCCACCAAGUUGACUUAG
This is a messenger RNA of Sphenostylis stenocarpa, 882 nucleotides long. NCBI's taxonomy places the organism in Eukaryota, Viridiplantae, Streptophyta, Magnoliopsida, Fabales, Fabaceae. The record is from the annotation of a GenBank genome assembly.